GGAAAACGGAAGCCGCUCGGGGCCGGUGGAAACUGACACUCGACGCUGAGAAGUGGCGGGAGAUUUGUGAAGCACAUAUGUGGAGUAAUAGCGAUCGAGCUGGAAUAAAAGGGCUGCUUUAGAAUGGAGUUUAAAAGGCGCAAUGGAGGCCCUGCAAUGGGCGGGGCUUCACAGGCCAAGAAGGGGAAAAUGAACACGGAGUGGGAGGACAGUCCCUCCCAGUUUGAGGAGGAACUCGCCCUAUUUGAUGACAUGGAAAUGGAGGUGGAGUCAGGGGAGGGGCAGGCGGGUCACGAUGUCAUCCCAGUGGGUGACUUAUUCUCUGCUGAUCUUAAUCCACGUUGGAAACGACCUCACGCUCCGCCUCUUCAACCAAACUCCGACACACUCAUUUUCCAGCAGAUAGACUUGGAUUACUACUUGGGAUCUGCGGUGGCAGGAAUGCCCGGGCAGGUGCAGGGCAAAGUGCCCAUAGUGCGCAUGUUUGGUGUGACGGACAGUGGGAAUAGCGUGUGCUGCCAUGUUCAUGGAUUCGCCCCGUAUUUCUAUGUUCCUGCCCCCAACGGAUUUACAAACGCACACUUGGCUGAGUUUCAGAGAGAGCUGAACUCUGUUGUAUUGAAAGAUAUGCGCUCCAAUAAAGACAAUAUAGCGGUCACUGUGCUGGCAGUGGACAUCACCAAGAAGGAAAGUAUGUAUCACUACCAUGGAAACAAACCUCUUGACUUCCUGCGCAUCACCAUGGCAAUGCCACGUCUGAUUGCCCCGGCGAAGCGUCUUCUUGAGCAGGGCUUUAAAUUUGCCAACUUUGCCACCCAGAGCUACCAGGCCUAUGAGGCCAAUAUUGACUUUGAGAUCAGGUUCAUGGUGGACAGUGACGUGGUCGGGUGCUGCUGGAUUGAGCUUCCGAAAGGAAAGUACAGGCUGAGGGAGGAGAGCAGUGGACAGACAGACUCCAGAUGUCCAGGAAAGGUGUCACUGUGUCAGUAUGAGGUGGAUGUGGCGUGGAAUCACUUGGUCAGUCAUCCAGCUGAAGGAGAGUGGCAGAGGAUCGCUCCUCUCAGAGUCCUGAGCUUUGAUAUCGAGUGCGCUGGAAGAAAAGGUGUGUUUCCAGAGCCAGAGAUCGAUCCUGUGAUUCAGAUCGCCUCUAUGGUGCAGCGUCAAGGAGAGAAAGAGCCGUUUAUCCGCACGGUUUUCACCUUACAGAGCUGUGCCAGUAUAGUGGGCUCCCAGAUUCUCUGCUUUACUCAAGAGAAGCUGCUCCUGCAGAGUUGGGCUGAGUUUGUGAGGACCGUAGACCCUGACAUCAUUACUGGCUACAACAUCCAAAACUUUGACCUUCCGUACCUCCUCAACAGAGCUGCAACCUUAAAGGUGAGUUUGUUCCCGUAUCUGGGCCGCGUGCGGGGCAUUAAAUCGGUCCUGAAAGACUCUAGCUUCCAGAGCAAGCAGAUGGGCCGCAGAGAGAACAAAACGGUCAAUAUGGAGGGACGUGUGCAGUUUGACCUACUACAGGUGCUGCUGAGGGAUUAUAAACUGCGCUCUUACACACUAAACGCCGUCAGUUUCCAUUUCCUGCAGGAGCAGAAGGAAGAUGUGCAGCAUUCUAUCAUCACAGACCUACAGAAUGGGAAUGAGCAGACCCGCAGACGUCUGGCUGUGUACUGUCUGAAGGAUGCGUAUCUGCCCCUGCGCUUGCUGCAGAAGUUAAUGUGCGUCAUUAAUUACAUGGAAAUGGCCAGAGUUACUGGGGUGCCCCUGACCUAUCUUCUCUCUCGUGGACAGCAGAUUAAAGUGGUGUCCCAGCUCCUGAGACAGGCUAUGAAGCAGGAUCUGGUGAUGCCAGUGGUGAGGACAGAGGGUGGGGAGGACUACACUGGAGCUACUGUCAUAGAACCAGAGAAAGGAUAUUACAGUGUUCCAAUAGCGACUCUGGAUUUCUCCUCACUGUAUCCCUCCAUCAUGAUGGCUCAUAAUUUAUGUUACACUACACUCCUGCAGAAAAGCCAGGUGGACAAACUUGGUCUGGCUCCAGAAGAUUUCAUCAAAACCCCGACAGGUGAUCUGUUUGUCAAUAGCUCUGUGAGGAAGGGCCUUCUCCCUGAGAUCCUGGAAAACCUGCUGAGUGCCAGGAAAAGGGCGAAGGCAGAGCUAAAGAAAGAGACAGACCCCUUUAAAAAGCAGGUGCUGGACGGAAGGCAGUUGGCUUUGAAGAUCAGUGCAAACUCUGUGUACGGGUUCACCGGAGCUCAGGUGGGCAAACUGCCCUGUCUGGAGAUCUCUCAGAGCGUCACCGGCUUUGGUAGGCAGAUGAUUGAACAGACCAAACAGCUUGUGGAAUCAAGAUACACGCUUUCUAACGGUUACCAGGCGGAUGCAAAGGUCAUCUAUGGAGACACCGACUCUGUGAUGGUGAAGCUGGGUGUGGGCACGGUGCAGGAAGCAAUGAAUCUGGGAAAGGAGGCAGCCGAUUGGGUUUCCUCCCACUUCGUCCCACCAAUCAAAUUAGAGUUUGAGAAGGUGUAUUACCCGUAUCUGCUGAUCAAUAAGAAGCGCUACGCCGGGUUGUAUUUCUCUUCUAAUGCUGAACAUCAUGAUAAGAUGGAUUGCAAAGGAAUCGAGACUGUGAGACGAGACAACUGCCCUCUAGUGGCUAACCUUAUCAACACAUGCCUCCAAAACAUCCUUAUUGACAGGGACCCUGAUGGAGCAGUAGCUCAUGCUAAAGAGGUGAUCUCAGACCUUCUGUGCAACCGCAUUGACAUCAGUCAGCUAGUCAUAACUAAAGAGCUCACACGCACCGCACAGGAGUAUGCCGGCAAACAGGCCCACGUCGAGCUCGCUGAGAGGAUGCGGAAACGUGAUGCCGGUAGCGCUCCAAACCUCGGAGAUCGAGUCCCGUACGUCAUCAUCAAAGCAGCAAAGGGAGUGGCAGCGUACAUGAAAUCAGAGGACCCCAUCUAUGUGCUGGAGAACAACAUCCCUAUAGACACACAGUACUACCUGGAGCAGCAGCUGUCCAAACCUUUACUGCGCAUCUUUGAACCCAUACUGGGCGAGAGCAAAGCUGAGAGUGUGCUGCUGAAGGGCGAUCACACACGCUGCAAGACGGUCUUGACAUCUAGAGUUGGGGGUCUCAUGGCUUUUGCUAAGAAACAAAGCACAUGCAUUGGCUGCCGAGCUGUGCUCAAAACUGAUGUGGCCGUAUGUGACUUCUGCAAAAAGAGAGAGUCGGAGCUGUUUCAGAAAGAGAUCGCUCAUCUGUCCACUCUGGAGGAGAAAUUUUCUCGUCUGUGGACUCAGUGUCAGCGCUGUCAAGGUUCACUGCAUGAAGAUGUGCUGUGUACUAGUCGAGACUGCCCCAUUUUUUACAUGAGGAAGAAAGUGCAGAAAGAUUUAGAUGAUCAGGAGAAGCUCAUCUCUCGGUUUGGUUGGUGAUGGAUGAGGAUCUUUUCUUUUUGCUAUCAUUCUUUAUCUUACCUCAGUGAUGGAGAGACUGUCUCAAUCCUUUUGUAAAGAAUCAUUGUUUUCUAGUAGCUAAAUAAAGUGCAUUUUUGUAAAAUAA
This is a messenger RNA of Puntigrus tetrazona (Sumatra barb), 3565 nucleotides long. It is a transcript of the gene pold1, whose product is annotated as polymerase (DNA directed), delta 1, catalytic subunit. Bases 124 to 3438 code for a protein of 1104 amino acids. The record is from RefSeq and is a predicted model, not a curated record. Gene Ontology annotation, molecular function: nucleotide binding; DNA binding; 3'-5'-DNA exonuclease activity. Gene Ontology annotation, biological process: base-excision repair, gap-filling; DNA-templated DNA replication; DNA replication proofreading. Gene Ontology annotation, cellular component: delta DNA polymerase complex. NCBI's taxonomy places the organism in Eukaryota, Metazoa, Chordata, Actinopteri, Cypriniformes, Cyprinidae. The transcript is spliced from 27 exons.